AUUUGAAUCGGGUUGAAGGAGUUGCCCAACCUGGAAGCGACCAAUCCUCGGCCUUGGGCCGCACAGAACGGGCCAAGGCGACGGCCGAGAUGGGGAGAGCGAGGGGGGGAGGGAGGGAGAGCGAGGCCGCGGACCGCCGGCGAAGAGGAGGGCCCGGAGGCGGCGGCAGCACAGCCAUGGAGCGCCGCCUGAGGAGAAGCACCCUCCGCUUUGCCUCCGCCAUGAGCAGCGUUGUGGAAAAGGUGAGCUCGACGCGGCUCCAGGGGCAGCUUCGGCGAGCUGGACCGGGCGAGGGUCGCAGGCCUUUUCCAGAAGGCAGAGGCCCCAGGCGGGAUGUGCUCGGGGCUCCUGGGCCGGUUCCUCCCCCCUUUCCCACGGAAUCUACGUGGGGAAACGUUCGAAAUACCUGCUGUGUGACGUCAUGGGGCGUAGGGAUAAUUAAUAAAUGCAAUUGAAAUGUCAAAUUCCGGUCCCUCUCCCUCCCCCCCUUCCUUCUAGCAGGGUUCCUUGCACUCUUGUUGUUGUUUAGUUGUGUCCGACUCUUCGCGACCCCAUGGACCAGAGCACGCCAGGCACUCCUGUCUUCCACUGCCUCCCGCAGUUUGGUCAGACUCAUGUUUGUAGCUUCGAGAACACUGUCCAACCAUCUCGUCCUCUGUCGUCCCCUUCUCCUUGUGCCCUCCAUCUUUCCCAACAUCAGGGCCUUUUCCAGGGAGUCUUCUCUUCUCAUGAGGUGGCCAAAGGAUCUAGGAGUCUUGGUUGACCACAAACUUGACAUGAGCCAACAGUGUGACGCGGCAGCUAAAAAAGCCAAUGCAAUUCUGGGCUGCAUCAAUAGGAGUAUAGCAUCUAGAUCAAGGGAAGUAAUAGUGCCACUGUAUUCUGCUCUGGUCAGACCUCACCUGGAGUACUGUGUCCAGUUCUGGGCACUACAGUUCAAGAAGGACAUUGACAAACUGGAACGUGUCCAGAGGAGGGCAACCAAAAUGGUCAAAGGCCUGGAAACGAUGCCUUAUGAGGAACGGCUAAGGGAGCUGGGCAUGUUUAGCCUGGAGAAGAGGAGGUUAAGGGGUGAUAUGAUAGCCAUGUUCAAAUAUAUAAAAGGAUGUCACAUAGAGGAGGGAGAAAGGUUGUUUUCUGCUGCUCCAGAGAAGCGGACACGGAGCAAUGGAUCCAAACUACAAGAAAGAAGAUUCCACCUAAACAUUAGGAAGAACUUCCUGACAGUAAGAGCUGUUCGACAGUGGAAUUUGCUGCCAAGGAGUGUGGUGGAGUCUCCUUCUUUGGAGGUCUUUAAGCAGAGGCUUGACAACCAUAUGUCAGGAGUGCUCUGAUGGUGUUUCCUGCUUGGCAGGGGGUUGGACUCGAUGGCCCUUGUGGUCUCUUCCAACUCUAUGAUUCUAUGAUUCUAUGAUUCUAUUGGAGCCUCAGCUUCACAAUCUGUCCUUCCAGUGAGCACUCAGGGCUGAUUUCCUUAAGAAUGGAGAGGUUUGAUCUUGCAGUCCAUGGGACUCUCAAGAGUCUCCUCCAGCACCAUAAUGAUUGCACUCUUAAGGGCUAACUUUUGUCUGUCUCAGACAAGCUAUAGCUUAGGGCCCCACUCUCUUGGGGGGGGGCAAAAAAUGUGAAGGGGGGGAAACUGGAUGUACAUUUCCAAAAUAUAAGAUAAAAAACAAAUAAAAUAAAACCUACAUACAGCAACAGUUUUUUGUCUUGUGUGGGCUCCUAUUUGUUAUGUGCAAAUGGCUUGAGAUACCCAUUAGGUCCAUAAAUUACCAUAUAGCAUAUAUUCAACACAAAAACCGCAACAACCUAAAUCUCAUCAAACUUAAAUCUGGCCCUGUCUGUCUGUUUCAGCCAAAUUUGGACACACUGCCUUGAUGUAAAAAUCAAAAUGUUGGAUUGGGGGUGGGUUCGUUGUUUUUAUUUUUGUCAUGUAUGUUAUGGUUUUAUAUCUUGAUUUUAUUCUGUGAACUACCCUGAGACCCCCGGGUAUAGGAUGGUAUAUAAAUUCUAAUGAUGAUGAUGUUCCAUCACAGAUGUGUCAUGUAACAUGUAGUUGGGCCCUGUGUACUGCCAACUAGAUAGGAGUGAGUUAACUUUCAAGUAGGCUAGUUAGUAGUUUGAAUGGAGGUUUAAUAAUGUAUGAAUUUUACCCCCCAAAAAAGCUUUUAUUAUAAUCUCUAGCACUGUAGUCUUAUGUAAAAAUGGUGUGUGUUUGUUUUAAUCCAGUACAACUUCCCCUUUGAUGAUGAUAUGGUCAUUUCUAUCAGAUCAUUGACCUAUGAUACACCUGAAGGUAAGAUUGUUUUUAUCAAUUACUAUAUUCUAGUUUGCCUUUAUAAAAACAUAGUAUAGAGACUUUUUGAAACCUGUGUGGAUGCUGUGUCUGUAGUGUACUUACUCAGUCUGAUGAAAAUGUAUCAAACUUUAUUGAAUCAAAGACUGAUUGGAAACCUUGAGGUUUGUUGUAACAGUGUAUACAUAACAGUGAUAGGGUUUGCAUGCCAUAAGUCAUGGUUAACUGUUUACCAUGAAUAAACAAAUUGCUGUCAGUUUGCUUUUCCCCCAUCACAAGUGAGAUAGCCACAAUCUUUGCCUAGCAUUGUUUCGGAAUUGGGGGUUCUAGUUUGUUUCACUGCAAACAAAAUGACUACCUGACGCCAAUAAGAAACUGUGCCUUCAAACUGUAGUUUGCAUGGAGCAAAAUUAAUUAUGAUCUGAUUCAAAACAAACUUGGUUCAGAUAUAAUACUAAGCUAAGAAUCGUGGUUUGUUGUUUUGUGCUGGAGAGAAUCGGUAGCAAAGCAGGAGCGAUUUGUCAUCAGAAACUGUUUUGUGGAUUGCCACUCUUAGGUAUCACUGUAUUUCUGUGAAUUUUAAUUCUGAGCUUACUUUUUAUAAUCCCCUACCCAACCAUGUAUAUAGGGACAUACAACCCAGUACAGUGGUACCUUGGAUUACAGACACUUCAGGUUACAGACUCCGCUAACCCAGAAAUAGUACCUCUGGUUAAGAACUUUGCUUCAAGAUGAGAACAGAAAUUAUGCGGCAGUGGGAGGCCCCAUUAGCUAAAGUGGUACCUCAGGUUAAGAACAAUUUCAGGUUAAGAAUGGACCUCCAGAACGAAUUAAGUUCUUAACCCAAGGUACCACUGUAUAUCUCUUCAUGCAUUUGAUGAAAUGGACUGUAGUCUAUGACAGCUUAUUCCAGAAUGAAUCAGUCUUCAGAGUGCCACAAGACUUAUUUACUAUGCUUACUGCAAAAGAUUAACAUUACUCUGUUUAUCACAAAUGUCUGUUCUAACAAAUUCUUAUGCAUGUGGCAUUUAUUGUAGAAAUUUUUGUAUCGUUUCUAGGGCCAAGGGUUUGGGGAGAAGAGCAACAGACAAGCACCGAAAUUAUAGAUCGCUCUCAGGUACUGUAAAUGCAUAACUUGUAAUAACCGUAUUUUGAUGUUUUCUAAGUUAUUGUGACAAAUUAAAAAUCUAGAAAUCUCUCUGGGAGACUGGAUGCAUAGCUAUAACAGUAGUAUUUUAAAACAAUGUUUCUGUGGCAACUUGAAUUGAAAAGAAGCCAUAGAUUCUCUUCAGGGUUUGUGAACUUAAGUUAGAGAAUAUUGCUUUCUCUCAUUCAGCUUUCUCUUUUCCUUAAAUUUCAGACCAUUGGUAAAGCUGAUACCAAAAUGAGCACAUCCAAAUAGCUCAAUGGACUUUGUUUUCAUUGUUGUACAUUGCUCUAAUCAAUGGAGACAUUUGACUGAUGAAAACACAGCUUUUGUGGUCUUACCUGCAAUCUGAAAUGCUGGUGGGGUGAUUUAAAUUGGUGAUACCAGUCUUCAGAACAAAAUUCUCACAUUUUGUCUUAAUUACCCUUCCAGACUUACAGGAAGAUAAUUCAUUUGAUACAGUGCAGAUGUAUCAAAUUCAGUGCGCUAAGACAGGGGUUUCCAAACUUGUCCACGGACUACCAGUGGCUCAUGAGCUUCAUUCAAGUAGUUUUCAGUGUGUGUGUGUAAAGGACACUUAACAAUUUGAAUUCUAUGGAAUUCAUAUUUGAGUUCUAUGGAAUUCAUAUUGUAAUACAAUUAACAUCCAAUAGAAGAAAUAAAGCAAAAAAUAAAAUAAAAAUUAUGCAGCAUCUAGCACAGCACAUUACAGGUGCUAUACCAAGCAGAAUUAUUUUUAAGUAGUACGCCAAGUCUUUCAGCAGUUUUCAAGUGAUCCAUGGGGAAAGUAGCUUGGGAACCACUGUAACUAAGAAAUAUGAAAACUGAGGACUUCCGGGUAGUCUUUGCUCACGGACAGAUGCAUAUCUCCCACUUUGACAAGGUUGGGAGGUACGCAUUCGUUAGCGGAGCUAGAAGGGGGAGCUAAGGCUAAGCUGACCCCGAAGCCUUGGAAGGAGAUUCCAGGGCGAUAUGGCGUUGCUGCAGCACGAAGAAGAGGACCCCCAGACCAUUUUCAAGCUCCUAAAAGCUGAGCGAGAAGGGGAAGAACUUCUUCGGUGCUAGUUUCUGCAACCCUCCGCUGACGAGAAGCUCGAGCCCGUGGGUAUGACUAUGGCUAUACUUCUAACAAACUGAAGCAAACCUAAACAAUUAGCCUAUUUUACUUACUGAACUUGCUAAUUUACGAUUAAAACAAAGCGUUUGAACCUAAAACAAAGUGUUUGAACAUAAAUGGCUUUUCGCAACUGACCAAGAUUUACUUACAAGCUAUAUCAGACUGGUUUUUUUAAAAAGACGUCUAUUCCAUUAAUACCUAAGACGUUUUAGCCAUCUUUUUCUGCUGGAGUUAUGAACAAAAGAAUACCUGUGGCUUCAUUAUUGUUGUGACAGAAAUAAACCAAGAAGUCAUGAAGAAGAAAUAAGGGAAGACCUUUCCCAAGUGGUGAAGAUUUGAGGAGGUUUCCAGACUCUUCAGUACAAAAUUAACUGUUGUUCAUAAGUUAGUUUUCAACUGUCUGUUUACGCUGGCAAAGGGAAUUUAAGAGCCAGAACCUCUCAGAACGGUGGUGAAUGAGAGGGUGAUUGAUUACAAAGUUAUAAAACUGUCACAAGACUGAUAAGCAUUGCCUCCCCUCUUCCACGAAGUGCUGCUAACCUUCCUUUCCGGGGGCUUCUGUUUGUCUUUGGCUGUGGACUACUACGGAUGCUCAACGGAGUAUAAAUCAAUUUAACAACGGCUGGGAGUACUUCUGCUGACUCACGCGCUCUGACAUUUUAUUAGAAGAAGAACGAAAAGAGGCAGAACAAACUCCCAACUACAUUUUUCCAAUUAAUAGAACUCCUGAAUUUGUUUGACGCUUGGAGGUUUAAGAAUCCAACAGAGAAAGAAUUUACACAUUAUUCAGAGCCACAUAAUUCGGCGGGACGAAUUGACGCGAUUUGGACAACAAAGGAUUUAUUGAGUUUGCAAAUAAACCUGGCAAACUUCUGGCCUGGCAAUUAAAGAAGAAAAAGGAAGAUAGAAUUAUCAAUAAAAUUAAAAUUGAAGACAAAUGGAUUCAAGAACCGAAGGAAAUUAGUAAAAACUUUGCUAGUUUUUUCGGGAGACUAUAUAAAGAAGGUCCAGAGACUCUAGAAAAAAUAAUUGAUUAUUUGGGCAAAAAUAAACUACCAAUAAUACCUAAGGAAAAAGCUGAAAUCUUGAACUCACCAAUAACAGCUAUGGAGGUGCAACAAGCUAUACAGAGAUCAAAAUUAGGAAAGACACCGGGCCCAGACGGUCUCCCAGCUAAUUAUUAUAAAAAGUUAGAACAAGCAUUAUUUCUUCCCAUGAAAGACCUAAUGAAUAAUAGUCUGGCAAAUGGAAAGCUACCGAAAACCUGGAAGGACAGCUUUAUUACUCUUAUCCACAAACAGGGAACAGAUGCCUCAAACAUGGCCAAUUACAGACCCAUUGCACUGCUAAAUAACGAUUACAAGAUAUUCGCAGACAUUCUUGCAAAUAGAUUAAAAAUGGUGCUGAAAGAGAUAAUUCAUAAAGAUCAAACCGGAUUUCUUCCCGGACGAUUUAUGCAAUCCAAUAUUAGAUGUGUGAUUAAUGUAUUGGAAUAUUUGGAUAUUAAAAUUGAUAAACCAGCAUCUAUUAUGUUGGUGGACGCUGAAAAAGCUUUUGACAACGUGUCCUGGAAGUUUAUGAAAAAAUUAAUGGAAGAAAUCGGACUGGGAGAAAAUAUUUGUAAAGGAAUAAAUGCCAUCUAUUCGGAACAAUAUGCAAAAUUGAUUAUCAACGGAAGAAUUACUGAGGAGUGCAAAAUAAACAAGGGAACUAGACAGGGCUGCCCACUGUCACCACUGAUAUUUAUCUUGGUGAUGGAAGUCUUGAACAAUCAGAUAAGAAAGGAUCAGCUUAUUAAAGGCAUCACUCUGGGAAACAAAACAUAUAAAAUUAAAGCUUUUGCAGACGAUUUACUUGUUAUGACUGAAAACCCUAAAGAAAGUCUGAAAAGAGUGCUGGAAUUGAUUAAAGAAUUUGGAGAAGUGGCAGGCUUUAAGCUGAAUAUAACAAAAACAAAAAUGCUUGUUAAAAAUGUAACCACAGAAGAAAAGGACGACUUAGAAAAAAUAUUGGGCCUGAAAAUCUCCUCAAAAGCGAAAUACUUGGGUAUUUGGAUCACCUCCAAGAACAUAAACCUAUUUCAGGAUAAUUACACCAAAACUUGGUUAGAGAUUAGAAAAAAAUUUGUAACCUGGAGUAAACUAAAAUUAACAUUUCUGGGUAGGAUUUCCAUUAUAAAGAUGAAUGUGCUUCCAAAAUUAAUCUUUUUAUUUCAAAUGAUUCCAAUACUGGGCGAAGCAGGUUGUCUCAAGAUAUGGCAAAGAGAAAUUUCCAAAUUCCUGUGGGAAGGGAAGAAACCUAGGAUUAAACACCUGAUCUUAAUAGACAUAAAAGAGAGGAGGCUUUUCCCUACCCGACUUAAAACUUUACUAUGAGGCAGCCUGUUUCACCUGGCUAAAGGAUUGGUGCAUGUUGCAGGAUCCGGACCUCCUGGACCUGGAAGGUUUUGACAACUGCUGGGGAUGGCACGCCUACCUGAUAUACGGAAAAGCGAAAAUUCAUAAAAUUUUUACCAACCAUGUAAUAAGAAAAUCACUCUUUGCUGUAUGGGAAAAAUAUAAAGACCGAUAGAGCCUAAAGUCCCGUGGUGGACUUCUCCAAUAGAAGCCGUAGCAGUAAAACAGAAAAAUACUCAGGAAAGCUGGCCAACAUAUAAAACACUUCUAAAAACUGAAGAUAACCAAAUAAAAUUUAAAAACUUUGAGGAAAUAAGAGAACACAUCUCAGACUGUUUCCAAUACCAUCAGUUAUUUGAAAAAUUUAAAUCUGACAAACAAAAGGGGUUCUCAACAGAAAUUUCCCGAUUUGAAUCUGAUCUUAUAAAUUCUAAAAGAAAAACUCUUUCCAAAAUGUCAAAAUGGACAGUCAAGGAGGAGGAGGUAAAAGUGGCAAUGGUGAGGUGGUCCCAGGAUUUUGGCCAUUCAAUAACCAUGGCCCAAUGGGAAAAUUUAUGGAAGAUCAAUUGGAAAUUCACAAAUUGUUACACGAUUAGAGAGAACUUUCAAAAAAUGCAACAUCGAUGGUAUCUAACACCAUGGAAACUUUCAAAAAUGUAUAAAAAUGUGUCAAGUAAUUGUUGGAGAUGCGGUGAAUCAGGAACAUUCUACCAUAUGUGGUGGAUAUGUAGGAAAAUACAGGUAUUCUGGGAGAGUAUCCAUGCAGAACUGCAAAAAAUGCUAAAGAUCUCUUUCAACAAAAAACCAGAGGCCUACCUCCUGGGAAUAACAGAUUUGGAUAUUCCACAAAAGAGGAAGGGUAUCUUUUUAUAUGCGAUGGCGGCAGCAAGAGUUUUGAUCGCAGCAAAAUGGAAGAGUAAUGAAAUCCCCUCUAUACAAGAUUGGAUCCAAAAGCUGACAGAAUAUGCCGAAUUAGAUGGUUUAUCAGAAAAAAUAAAGAACAAAUCAAAACAGGAAUUUGUUUCAAAAUGGGAGGUUUUCAAAGAUUAUCUGAAAAAUAAAUAUAGUAGUUUAAAUUCUGUUGCAGCAUUCGAGGAACUUCAGUAAUAAUUGCAAGGUAGAUAUAAGAAAUUAGAUUUAUUGAGAAUAAGUUAAAUUAUGUUAAAAGUGUGUAUUGGCAAAAAGUAAUAUGAAUUUGAAAUAUGGAAUAGACGGGAGGUUGGGUCUUUAGUGUCAAGACCAAUAGAUGUUUUAUUGUUUGCUAAGAAAAUUAUGUGUCUAUGGUUAUUUUUUUGUAAUUUGUGUGUAAUUUGGUAUUUGUGUUUUUUUCUUUUUGUCUUAUUGUAUAAAUAAAAAACUUUUUUAAAAAAAGAAAUAUGAAAACUGUUAUCUUUGUCCCUAAUUAUUUUGCCCUGUGACUUGAGUUUGGCAGUGUGUGUAGAAAUUGCAUAUCAAAAUAUUUCAAGUAUUAGAAUUCUUGGCAGAUCAUGCUGCCUGCUUGCCCUGAGUCUGUCAGUAAUUAACCAAAUGAAAAUCUUUAUCAGUAUCCUUCAUGUUUCCAGAUCAAUAGGCAAAGGGUUACAGACAUAAGCAAUUUUUACAGUAUUCUUAUUUCUGAAUGGGAGGAUCUUUUAAAGAAAAAAAAUACAUUCUUUUGAAAAUGAAAGCACUUGGUGCCUUUUUUUGUACAAGAAAUCAUUUUUAUGCACUGAAAUUUUCCUGCUUGUCAUAUUACAGAAUAUUGUACCAUUUCAGGAAAACACAGGUAAGGGAAAUCUUAGAACUUUCUGCACUACUUGUAUGUUUAAAUUGUGUAAAGAUUUAACUUUAACAGUUCUUAAUGGUGAAAGAAAAAGAUCAAUUAUAAAUCUGAGACAGUAUUCCUUUCUAGAAUUGGCUCUUAAAAAAUAACUACUUGCAAAUAUAAUAGUCAUUUUAUGAAAGAAGAUUAAUUUGGCUUAAGAUACAUGAUUUUGUUCUUUUUUUGUACUAAAUCCACAGAUUGAUAAUCUUGCUGUAAUCUUGAUUUAAAUGAGCUAUUGCAAAGGAAAAAAUACCAUUUAAAAUUGGCUAUUUUUAUUGGAUAUAUGUUUAGCUUUAUCAGCGUAUUGUGUUUCUUCAUAUGAAUGUAUUUGUAUCAUUUUUUAAAAAAGCCUGCUUUUCACUUGGAAAGACUUUAUGAGCCUUAUAUGUUAUAAAGCAGAAUCUAAUGGUUCAUUCUUGCAAGGUAUUCAUAAAAUGGUCACUUGAGCUUAAUUCUUCAGUUGUUAUGGAAUUGCUUUUUAAAUGAGUUUUAUGGCUCACCCAAAUAUGUUUGAAUUACAAGCAACUAGCCAAACCUGCAAGUACCCUGUUCCGCCCCAUCCCACCCAAGUCUUCCCCCUUUUGUGAUGUUUUGGGAUCACUUCCCAGUUUGGCGUGAUUCAUGCAUUUGCGGUCGCGCACAAAUAGAACACACAUAAAUGGGGGGGGGAGGCUUGCCUGUACUUUGGGGGCAAUGCAUUUCAUUAGAAGAGCUGACCUUCCUCCCUUUAAGACCUGCCACUUAGCAGAUCUCAUUAAUUCCUAAGGAUAUUGUGUUAAGCAUCAACUUCAUGGGACUUGAAGGCAGUUGCUUUGAUAUAUACUCUAGCGUUGGUGUGAUGGAACCUGUAUCGUGCCUAAUUUUACUUAACUGCCUAUGAGAACUAAUUAAAUAUAUAUUCGACUUUUUGUUGCACAUAUGUAGGUGUAAGAUCUAGAUUUCAAAAAUUUGCAUUGCGCUUGUGUAGCAAAACUGAGUCUUGUGCUACAAACAACCAUUUUCAGGAUCGUAUGAAUCAUUUUCCCAUUCAGAACAGUCACUACAAUAGAGGUGGCUGUACAGGCAGGUUUAAAUGGAGAUUUCUCCAUAGAAUUUGUAAAGUGGGGCAGGGGUUCUCAGAUGGGAAAGCCAAGUGGCUGUCUUUGACUAAGUGGACUGAUUAUAACCUGUCACUGAAGACAGAGCUGUUAUCUUCAGUUUUAUAAUUUCAAUGAAUUCUUUUUCAAUUAAGAAAUUGAGACGCAGCUGGCCUCUGACUCUGAAAAUGAGAACUACGAGGAGUAUCAGGUAUGUAGGACCCAUGACCGCAGUCAACCAAAAUAGUUAUCCAUCUACUUUUUUCUGGAGUUGUAUUUGAAUGGAGUCUGUUCCGGGAUUCUGUUCACGGGCAUAUUGAGGAAAUGGUACAGUCACUGAAGGAAGAGUGCAGAGAAAGUGCCUGGCUGAUGUUGAUAGGCAGGGAGUUUCAAAGUGUAGGCGCUGCCACACAAAAAUACUGAUUGUGGUACAUGCAACAGUGCCAGUUCCAUAGCUCAAACCAGUCUAGCGAGUAUUUUUUGUAAACCACUUGGAAGUGUUUUACAAUCAAACAGUUUAUAAUUAUUAUGAAAUAUAUACAGUGGUACCUCAGUUCUCGAACGUAACCCGUUCCGGAAGACCGUUCGAGUUCCAAAACGUUCAAAAACUGAGGCGCAAAUGGCUGCCCGCAAAUGUAAUUGAGAAAAUUGAAAAACACACAGCGGAAGUCGUUCAACUUCUGAGGCGCAUUCGGAAAUGGAAGCAUUUACUUCUGGGUUUUCGGCGUUCGGGUUCUGAAACGUUCAUCAACGGAGAUGUUCAAGAACUGACGUACCACUGUAUUGGGCCAAGGUGAUCCUGCAAGUAAACGUGCCAAGCUGUUAAAGGUUUUAUAUACUAAUAGUAACGCCUUAGACUUGACCUGGUGUCAAAUGGGCAACCAUUGCAGAUCUCUGACCAGAACUGUGAUAUGCUCACAAGAUUUUUCACUUCUGUUGGCAACCGUACUGCAGCACUCAGAACUAAAUGUAGCAAAAGAGAAGACUUACACUGAAGUAAUCCAGUGCUGAAGUCACCAGUACCUGAACUACUGUGGUCAAGCUCUCCCAGUCCUGCAACAGUCACUGAGGCUACCUGGGCAUCAAGUGACAAAGCUGGAUCCAGCACACACACACACCCAACUCUGUCCAGGGUAGACUAUAGGAACCAUUCACUCACAGUGGAUUACGAGGAUUUAAGCUCAAUUUAUUUUCCCUCAUCCAUCCCACCAUUGCAUCCAGACACUGGUCUAGGGCUCACACAGCCUCUCCUGAUUCAGUUAUUAUGCAGAAAUAGAGCUCCAUGUGUACUGAUAGUACCAAAACUCCUAAUGACUAUUCUCAGCAGCUUCAUGUAGCUAUGAACCUUCAUCCAACAUGGGGUGGUGAGAAUAACAUUAACAGGUUUAAGGGGUGUACUUUCCAUCCCAUUGAGAUUUCCAAUGUAGGGCAGGGUAGAACUGCAACCCUAUAAAAUAUUGUGUCUGUGGUGUCAGAAGUGUACUUAACAAUACCCAAACUCUCAGAGAUGUAGGGUGCUUUUCUAACCCUAUUAGGAAAUGUGCAAGAAAACUCUCCUUGCUUAGAGAAAUGCCCCCAAACAAUAUUAUAUAGCUUGUGCUAACUUAUUGGCACUUCCCCUGCAGUCUUGAAUAGCAUCACACCCUGUAAAAUUCAUGAAAACAGCUUCAGCUAAAGCUGUGUGCUUCUGCAUUUAGAAUUUGCCUAAAACUUACAGUACUGCAUGAAUCCUUUAUCUGCUGGAUCCAGCCAAUGACCCAGCAUCCUGUUCUCACAGUGGCCAACCAGAUAUGCCAGUGGGAAACCUGCAGGAUUCAAACACCAGAGCACUCUCCCCUUCCUGUGGUUUCCAGCAACUGGUAUUCAGAAGCAUUGCUCCUUCCAACUGUGAAGGGAAAACAUAGCUAUCAUGGCUAGUAGCCAUCAAUAGCCCUCUUCUCCAUCAGAAGGAGAUUAAUCUUCCCAUCCCAUAACUUUAUUUUUUUGUUAGUAGCAAGAAAAGUGUACAAAUAAUUGAAGGUAAUAUUAAAUUGCCUGUGCAUUGAGAAGGUGAUGGGGGCAGGUAAAUGUGUAGUAUAUAUUUAAACUUGCUUGCCUAAGUCUUUUGAAGCAAUAUAUGUAUUGCACAGUUAGAUUGUUGACAGCCAUAGCCAUCGCAGGUUUAUGUGGAGUGAUGCUAGCAUUUGAUCAAAUGUUUAAAUCAAGUAAAUAUGUAAGUUUGGUAGAAUGAAGAUCCAUUACAUCCCCAUACGUUGACUCUAAUAUUAAAGUUGAUUUUCUAGCCCAAAUUUAGCUAAUAUAGGGCUGUUGUUUUUUGUUUUGUUUUUUGCAAUUAUUAAGUCACCUAAUGAAGAACAGUCCAUGGACUCGUGUGGAAAGAGCCUACUUGAUACAGGUAAGGCAGGCUUGGUGGAAGAGCAUGCAAUUUAUUUAUAUGACUAAUCUAAGCUGUCUUGGAUGUGGAUGACAAUUGAGAGAGAUGAUCACAUGCAUUUUAAAAUUAUUAUAUGCCACUGAGCAAUGAUUGUUCUGCUUUAUUUCUUUCCAAUUUCCGGGGGAGGGGGGAAUCUAUAGCCUUUGUACAUAAAUUUGUACAUUAAGGUUGUGACAUGCACCUUAAUUGAAAAAUUAUUUCUCAUUUUCUUUUGAGCAUGACUCAUUUCUUGUUCAAACAGUUGAACCCUUCAUCAAAAGUUUUCUUCUGUAAGUGAGAUAGUUAAUAUAGCAGUAACCAAAUUGGGGUACUGUUUGGACUUAUCAAAGUCAGUAACUUAAGGAGCAAUAUCAACUACUUGUCUUAUCAUUUGCUGAAUCUUGUAUUGUUGCCACACUGUAGCCCCUUCUACACUCUUAUUAGUAUCAUUAAUUUUGCUCUACUUUGGGUAACUAUAAUUGCAAAGGAAAAACAAGACUAGAUCCCUAACUUUGACCCAGCAGCUUUUCUGCAUGGCAUAUUCAUGAGCCGCCUUCUGUUUUUGGUCUCUGCCCUACCUUUAGGAUGGGAAAGAAAGAACAACACUUUUAAUUCCAACAUUUCUCAUCCCUAUUAAACAGUUACCUAUCAAGAGGUGAGAGUAAUGAAAUAGCUUUGGGACAAUAUAUAAGCUUCACAAUCUCUUCAUUCAUGUGUUGCCUUCAGGUGUUGCAGGGAAGGGGUUUUUGACGAUGUGCAGUUUGCCCCUUUUCCCAGAGCUGUGCAACUCCUUCAUAGUGCCUACAGAGGCAUAACUUCUAAAGUGGGGACUCUGCAUUGUGCUUGAGACUCCCUGUGUGAUUUAAAUUCCUGGGCAGUCAGGGUUAUAAAUUGCACGAGCCUACAGCUACUUUCACCACACUUACCUGCUUCAUCCAAGUAACACCCAAAGAGAGGUGUGCUAGCAAUGAGGGGAAUAAUAAACCCAGAGAAAAUUGUCAGUCUUUGGAAACAGAAUAUUGCAUAGUUCAUUGCCUUGAGGUUUUGUGUCCAGGUUAAAUUUUGUACAAAUUUCUUUUAUCAAAGAAAUUGGAAGCAAUCUUAUAUUUGAGAUAUGUUUUGUUUUUUUAACUUUGAAUUGUAGGUCACAAAAGUGAUGUUGAAUCGGCAUCCAUUCAAAGACAUUUGGAAAAUAUGCAUAUCAAGGUAAAUGAGAAUUUUGGUUACAGUAUUUGAACAUUUGAAAUUUUAGGAUAUUUGUCUUAGGAGAGAAACAAUUGGCAGGAAACAAGGAAUAUGAGGAGUGGCUCUGAACUUGAAACUCCCCUGAGUUCUGCCAAAAGUUUUCUGAAUAUUCCAUAGGCUCUGCCUGUGUUUAUGAAACUAUUGCCAUGAGUUCUGGUUUGCUCUUACUUACUUUUCAAAAGCUGUGAUUCCCUUCCAAAUUCUUGAUCACAGUGUACUACUGUGGCUGUUUGAGUGAAUAGUAUAUGAAAAGCCUUCUCUUCCUUAUUACAGGGACUGCAGUCAUUAUUCUGGAUUUCUUCUAGUUUAAGAGAGAAGAAAAAAUAUUGGUCAUUGCCAUGUACAGCAAGUGGUACCUAUGGAAAUCAAGGAGGGAUAAUAAUAAUAAUUUGCUUGAGAUGUUAAUACAGACAAGCAAAUAUGACCUAAUAGGCAUUACUGAAACCAGGUAGGAUGAGACAAAUGGAAUGUGCAACCUGUUCAAACAGCUCAAAAAGGCUUUGUCACAUAUGGAUUUAGAAACAUAGCCUUAAAGGCAAAACCCUCAACAACUUAAGAAUGAGAGUAGACUACAUUGUUUGUGUGUACUAUCCUUGUUGGUUCAACAUAAAAAACAACAACACUCUUGGGUGGAAGGCCCACACAACAUCUUGUUUCAACUUCUAUUCACUCUUUUUUUAACAAAAGGAAGAUACCUCUCUCGUAUACUUUUCUGGAACACCCUCAAAGAAUAAAUACCAAGUCAAAAUGGACGUUCUGUUGGAGAAUAGUGUCUACUUUGGUCCAAAAUCACUUACGGUAACUGUUCAGCUGAUUGUAUUGAAAUCUUUAAACUUAUAGCUAGUAAUGCAAGUCCAGAUUUCUAUGUGCAGUUCAGUUUUCCUGUCUUCCCCAUUUAUUAUUUUUUUCUCUUGGAGGUACAUUAUCUGUACACAUUCACAGUGUUUCUAUUGAAAUUGAUGGGGAAGACUUAAGUGUAAUUCUCCUGUACUGACACCCUAAUAGCCAUAAAGUAUGAAACCAGGUUAAUAGUUAUUGAGAUGGGAUUUUGUUCUUCCUGUGUGUGCUUCAGUCUCAUUGGGUUGGGACGUAAUAAAUGGGGUAUAAAAAUGCAACUGUUACAUAAUAUUUUAAGUUUGAAUGUAUUAUUUGGCACUCAUACUCAAUUUGGAAAGCAUCAAACUAUAGUACAUAGGAUGUAUAUCUCAAGUAGUGUUUAAUUGCUUAGUUAUUUAAGGCUUGUGUCUUUCUGCAAAUCUUUUCUGUUUACUGACUAUCUACCUUUGGGAUUUUGGCUUAGGUUACAAGACCCAGAGCAAAGAAUGUUUACCAAUGGUCUCCUUUGCAAAAUCUGGGAGGUGAAUCCUUGAGUGGUGAGCAUCAUGACAAAUCCUAAAUGUUUUACUGAAAAAUAGUGUUUAAAGGAGAAGUAAAUGGUUUACUUCCAAAAGAAGGCUGGCACAACAAACUUUCCAAUCUAGUGAGCACAAAUGCUAGCUCUGAUUGAUUGACUGGCUCGGUACUGUGAUGCUAAGCAUUCCUUAUAAGACCUAAUUAAUUGGUGUUUUUAGAAACUUUGUUAUCUGAAUUGGAAACGAGCUAUAUAUGAAUCUAGCUCUUGAGUUUUUUGUUGUUGUUUUUUUGUGGAGUAUACAAAGACCAACUGGACCAGCAUGUACUUACCUGCUAUGGCUCCUUUGACAAGCAAUGGCUGUAACAGCAUAUCUGUUCAGCUAGCUCCAGCCUGCUCCUUUGCAUCUGCUAUGAAAAGGCCUUGUAAGAACUGCAACAUCUCCUCCUUCCUCCCGCUGCCACCACCAUUCUUUUUUUCAACUGGACCUUCAGUGCUGCAAGAGCAACUGCUCAGGACCUGAGUGGUCUGGCAUUCUGCUGGAAGCCAUGGAGGGCUUUUAAUGCUGGGCACUUUACCUACCUGUCAGAGCACUGGUCCAACUAGCACAGCACUGUCUAUGCUUAUUGGCAGUAGUUAUUCAUGGCUUCUGGCAUGAGUAUUUCCCACCUCUGAACAUAAGAAGAGCCUGCUGGAUCAGGCCAAUGGCCCAUCCAGUCUAACAUCCCUGAACAUGAGCGCAAGAGCACUCUCCCCUCUUGUGGUUUCCUGCAUCUGGAAUCCAGAAGCAUUGCUCCUUCUGUUGAUAGUCCUCUUCUCCAUCCUCUUUUAAAGCUAUCCAAGUUGGUGACCUUGGCUGCCUCCUAGGGGAGUGAGCUCCAUAGCUGGACUAUGCACUGCAUGAAGAAGUAUUUUCUUCUUUGUGCAAAGCAUAUAUUCUACCACUGAUCUGUGGUCCCUACAGUAACUCCAUGCUGUCCAGAGUCUUGGCAUUUGUUCACAAGCAUGGAAGUAUCUGGUUCGUCUCCCUCGACCCUUGUAUAACACUCUGGUGGCUGAUAUGAGCCCACUUGUUUUCCUUUAGUAGCUCAUUUUCAUUACAGUGGAACCUUGGGUUGUGUACCGUCCUCCUUACAAACACAUCGGGUUACGAGCUCCACUAACCUGGAAGUAGGUGUUCUGGGUAGCAAACUUUGUCCCGGGAUGUGAGUGGAAGUCAGCAGGAGGCCCCAUUAGUGUAAGCACACCUCAAGUUAAGAACGGUUUCUGGUUAAGAACGGACCUCCGGAACGAAUUAAGUUUGUAAAUGGAGGUACCACUGUAGCUAGAUUCUACUGUAUUGUUUAAGUCAGCUGCAAACAAUUUUUAUAAGGAUAGCACUCUAGAUAAUUUUAAAUGAACAUGCUUACAGGUGUAUGGUAAUAAACCUGUACUUUACAACACCCUGAAGUAUCAUUAUGAACAGAUUAACAGGUAACAGGUGUCUAGUACUCUCUAUCAGCUGUAGUAAAUUGAAUGCUGCUUUAUGUCAAAGGAUGUCGUAUUUUCUCGUUCUGUCUUACAAAGCAAUUUGUUCCAUGUUCCUCCUAGCUAUAUGUAGUUAAAUUACAUAGAUUGACAUUAAUUUGAGGCAACAUGGUGCAGUGGCUUAAGCUGCGUUUAGAUGUAUGAUAUGCAGCUUCAGAUUCCCAUUUAGCUUUGAAAUUUACUGGAUAGCUUUGGACAAAUGACAGUUUUUCAACCAAUUUUAUUCUUUGAGGAUAAGCGAAAUGAAGAUUCUAAAUCUCUGAUUAUUAUUUUUUAGCUUAAAAAUGCUUUACUGUAUUUUGAUUUUUUUAGUUAUUGGAUGGAUUUGAAGAAUGAUGAAUGCAGCAAUUUGGCCUAAUUAAAGAACUGUGCAUAUCUAUAUACAUAGAAUCUUUACUGAAGUUUCUACAUUGCCAGAGAAAAUUCUGUCUCAUUUAACCGUUAUGUGUGUAGAGAUGUCCCUGUGAUAUUGAUAGGAGUGGGAAUAUGAGUUUAUGUAGGAGCUCUCAACUUAUUAGACUGCAUGACAUCCUUUGGAUCAGAGUUGGGGGUCUUUUAUUUUUUAUUUUUUUAAUAAUUUUUAUUAACUGGCCAAUCACAUCAAAUUAAAUCACAUCACAUAAAUUCCAAAUUACAAAGCCAAAUUUUUAAAUUUUGUUGGGGGAACCCAUACUUCAAGAUCCAAAGGGGGAUUCAAAUCAUCUUCUUAUUACUGCAUUAAUGUCCAAAUCAGUCCCAAUCAGUCCAAACAGAGUUCAUAGUUCUGUCCAAUCUUAUCUUGGUGUUUCCACAUCAUAUCUUGUUCAUAUAAUUUUUCUUUUUCCUUUACGAUCUCUUCUGUUAGUCUCCUUAAGCCGAUAAGCAAAUAUAAUAAUCCUGUGUGAAUUUCCCGUUCUUCCAAUCUAAGUCCAGAUGGUUUCCAUAAAUCAUCUCCUUCGUAGAUAACAUCGCUCUUUCCAUCAUAAAUUAGGCAGUUGUCACUCUUAAAUCCCACCGAGGAGUUAGUCCACGAUAUGUAAACAACUCUGUUUCUUCUCCUCCCAGACUCAAGAGCUCCGACAGUGCCUCCCAAAAUGGCGACGGCAUUUUUAACUGCGUCAUUCCAAAACUCUUAAAUUUCCAGCUUCGUCUUGGAACAUUGCUUUGGUUCGAAAAUUUAUCUCCACACAGCCUUAAAUCCACAACUUAAGUCCUUAAACCGACAUUUCUGACUCGUUAGGGGAGGGGAUUCUUGUUUAAUCACAUAGAGAAAUAAAGGAGGGUUUUCCCCCUCCCCCUCAGUCAUUUGCCGUACCGUAUCUUGACGUAUCUUCUCAUAUCUUAUUCUUGUCUUGUUUUAUCAGAGAUCUCUUCUGUCAGCAGUCUUUACUCCCCUCUUUCCUUGAAGUAUGUGCAAUUUAUCUCGUCCAAAUUGUUUCUUUUGAAGAUUCUUGCAAACUAGUGGCGCGGAUCAGAGACGGCUUCGAGGAGUGCCGGAAUCCCACAGGAGGGCUUUGUGCCUAGUGCCCCCAUCCCCACAAAUUCGGGGUGGUAUAGGGCACAGCAGGCAAGGGCCGUCCCCCCCACAAUCCUGGAGGGGUUAAGGAGGCUAAUUACCCCCAUCAUAGCCUCCAAAUUACCUCAUGUGGGUCGGAGAGAUGUUAUUGUCAGCCAUCUUCCGAUGCGCCCCCUAGUGCCCCCCCCAGAGUUGGGGGUCUUUUAAAGGGGUUACCAAUAAUUUGUUUCAUAUAUUUAUUUACUUGCAUACUUGCAAAAUCAUAUAAAAAUAUAUCUAUGUGUUAAAACAAAAACGACAUAAAUCAAAAAUACAUUAAAGAAACAAAUAUAAAAAUGGGUCAUCUCACAAAUAUAUAUGUGUGUGUGUGUGUGUGUGUGUGUGUGUGUGUGUGUGUGUAUAUAUAUAUAUAUAUAUAUAUAUAUAAUUUUCAUAAGAUGGCUUUCUGAAAUAGUCUUAAGUUGGUGCCUGAAGCUAUGUAGACUUGAUUUCACUAGGUAGAGAGUGCCAGUAUCUUCAUCAAAUAGCCUCAUUAUCAAGAGCUAUUCAAAUAUCAAAUAUUGCCUCAUUAUCAAGUGAAAUUAUAAAUUGCUGCUACAAAAUUUAAUUUAAAAGUAAUCAUGACAAUGAUUGUUUCUUAAAACACAUAGAAAAUACCUGGUUUCACAAUGGGAACUGAGAAAAUCCUAGGUAAUUUAAAAAUGUGAUUAGUGGCUUCUUAUUUUAAAUUUCUUGCAUUAUAGCUUAUUUAGAACAUCAUUAGCAAUAGUCUUAAUGUUAAAAAAAAAUUAAGUAUUAGUACUUAUACUUCCCUUUAUUUGGUCUAGUAGGUCACCAUGAUGUAGUCCUGAGGAAGCAAACAGAAUCUAUAAAUGAGCAUCCUGCAUCAACAUCUCUGCAUCUGUCCAACUCUGCUGCUCCAGGCUCAGACAAUAUGACAAUUCUGCCUGAAAAUCAGUCUCUUGGGGGUGGAAAUGAAACUGUCUGCAGUAGCUUUUUGGAAAUGUACGAGUCUGCGGAUGAGCAUUGUUCUUGGAAUAACGUAACAAUAGUAGACUUGUAUCCAGGAAUGGUGAAGGCACUUAGCAGACUGUUGCGUAAAGCAUCCCACAAAGCUUCUUCUAAUUCAUUGAUCAAACGGUACAGAUAUGGCUAUUGGCACCCUAAGAAAACAAAGCUUAAUACCAGUACAGCGAGAGUAAGGAAGUCCAGACAAUUAAAACAGAAGUCUAGCUUGACAAUUAGAGAAGAUGAUUCUAAGGGAUAUCAAUUGUCCAUGGCAAAUAAUGAGCCAGUUAGUCCUUCGUAUGAUGGCAAUCAUGAAAUGCAAUGCUCAUUGAACAAGGCAACUAAAGUAGUAUCUUCCAUGUACUGUAAUACAGAUAGUGUGGAAAUGGAUGCUUCUGGCAUCGUAGAAGAUCAUUCAUACACAGAGAAUGUCGGACUAAAUGGCGUGGAGUCCACCAUUUUUCCCAGGGAUCUUUCUACAGAAGAAACAUUUCUGGUCAGAACUGCAUCUUAUAUCCCUUCAUUGUCAAACUUUGGAAGAAAGGCUCAAACAUUUGAAGAGUACUCAUCAAUUUGCACUGUAGAUACAGGAACAACAUUUAAUCUAGCAGAAGAUUAUAAAACUGAGAUGAGCACUAGGACAUUCAAUGCUACAUCAUGUUUAAGCUUGUCUUUGAAUAGAGGCAUAAGCUGUGUCUUGCAAAAUAACAAGUCUUCUCCAGUGAAAACUUCAAAUAGAUUACCUGGGAAUCAUGAAAUUAAAACAUUCAACAAAGCUGUUUCACUACAGCGAAGUCAUUCAUUUUCAUCACUUCCUGUUAAUCGCAGUCCCAUCAAAACUCCCCAGAAAUGUGAUGAUGCCUUCCAAAAAAUGUAUAAGGAGCUUUGUUGUUCAAAGAUGCGAAAACAAUUUAAGUGCUCAACUAUAUGCACAAGUCCUAGGAAGUCUCCAGAACUGUGCAAGUUUGGUUUUAAAAGUCUUUCUUCAAAUUUUAAUCAGAAGCGUAAAAAUAUGAUUGAGAGUAUAUAUCAGAAAUUGUGUUCUGAAGGGCUUCCAAAAAUUCCUACAUUUAUGCGUGCUGCAAACUUAAAAAAAUAUGAAGGAAUCCCGAUGUCUGACACAGUGAAUGCCCUAGUUAAUUCUCCUGUAAGAACUUUACCUGCAGUUGCCAGAAUUAAGAGAGCAGCAAACUUCUGCACUGAAGAUUCUCAGACUUCACCGUUGAAAAGAUUAAAAAAUAUAUCUGAGAACUCACCUUAUCGAAUAAAUCAGAAGCUACCUUACUGGAAAAACAAUCUUCAGAAAACUGACAUGACUUUUACACUUCAUACUCCUAAUGCCAACAAUUGGACCUCAAACAUGGUAAGUAAACUAUUGACUUUGAAAUAUAUGAAAAAGUACUCCAAACUGAAAGACACUUAAGUAUUCCCUCAGUGACAAGAUUCCUGAAGUAGAUAAAAUGUAAAUUUCCAGGACUUGUUUCAAGUAAGCUUGCAUAGGACUGGGCUAGAAGUCUUAUUAUACGUGUCCCCGAUCCCACUCUUGAGUGAAUUAUGGUACUAUAGAACACCAUCACUUUGCAUCUUGGUAACUGAACAGAAUGUGUAUGAAGCAGGGGAGGGGAAAAGUAAUACAGUGGUACCUCGGGUUAAGUACUUACCGGUAAUUCGUUCCAGAGGUCUGUACUUAACCUGAAACUAUUCUUAACCUGAAGCACCACUUUAGCUAAUGGGGCCUCCUGCUGCCGCCACACCGCCGGAGCACGAUUACUGUUCUCAUCCUGAAGCAAAGUUCUUAACCUGAAGCACUAUUUCUGGGUUAGCGGAGUCUGUAAACUGAAGCAUAUGUAACCUGAGGUACCACUGUAUUCAGGUUUUCCCAAUCUUCUGAAAAAUAUGCCCCCAGUUACCACAAAUAUAAAGCAAGCAAACUGAGACAGAAAAGAAGCUAAUUGACAUUGAUUAACAUAAUCCCUGGAUGAUUAUCCAUAUUGUAAAACUGAUUCAUUUUUAAUAUUUCAACAUUUUAUUUUCAGGAUUCUGGGUUUUGUAUUUCUUCAAAUCACACCUUUAUGGCUGUUCCAAGUACUUGUAGAAAAGGUAGGUUUUAAAUAUGAGAAAGUAGUAAUCUAUGGUAUCGAAUAAGUGUUGUCCAGAGGAAAUUGAAGCAGCUCUCUUUAGAUCUUUGACAGGAGGCCCAUUCUUUCUCUAGCCCAUCAUUUCUUGUGAUUCCAAGAGCUAUCCAGUCUUUAGUUACUUGGCCAGCUUUAAUUUGAAAAACUUUGGGGGGCAUCAGCUGUAUACAAAAGAACAAUAAAAUAAGAAUCGCCUGGAGGUGUUCCACAGCAGAAGAUAACCAUUGUUUAGAAAGUACCCAUUCUCUUUCCCAGGUCCAUUGAUGGGCAUUUCUCCAGGGGGGGAAAUAGAGAUGGACAGAGUGCUGUUAAAUACUUGGGGAUGGGGGGUUGGAGGUUUUUAAAGAAAGUUGCUCCUGGUACUGACUGGGUAAAGCUGGAAAACUUAAAAUAUUCAUGGAAAUUAUUGAAACCUUUUUCAGUCUUAGAAAUAAUAUUCCAUUCACAUGGCCUGCUUAUUUUAAAUACAAGAGUAGAAAAUUGAACCUAAAUCUAGACAUCCAUACAUGUCAAACAUAAGCAUUGACUUACUGAAUUGUUAUGCUGUUAGCCAAGCAAACGGGGGAUUUCCAGAUUUGAAAAAGAGCUAAGCAAAAAAAAACAAACCCCCUCUUAUAUUCCAGUCAGUAUUCCACUGCGUGUAUUUUCGUCUGGUUGGCUUGUUUGUAGCCCUUUAGUUCAGUUCAGUGUGUUAGUCCCAAAGAUGUCCUACUUGUGGCAGGGUUGUUUUUUUAAAACUAGUGGCUAGAGCAUUGUGUGAAAAGAAGGAUGGACACUAAGAGCUUAUUCACACUUACUUUUAUCCUGCUCUUUCCAGGCAUAGUUCUGUACUUAAAACGCCAUGUCUAGAUGUGGGUCCCUCUCCCAUGGAAACCCACUCUUUAGCACUCAAACAGAGCAAACAUCUGUUUGGGUUUCCAAGGAUUGCUCUUUACUCCAAUUGAGCUUUAAAGAGUGGAUUUUCACAAAGAAAGCUCUGGAGCAAAAGGGGGGGGCACUCAGUGCUUUAAAGCACGGACUGUGCCUAGAAAAAAAACAGAGGAAAGGUAAGUGUGGAUAAGUCCUAAGGCUGCAAUCCUAACCUCAGUUCCCUGUGAGUAAGUCCCAUUGAAUGGAAUCGGACUCGCUUAUUAGACAUGAUUAGGAUUGCACUGUAAAACCAAAAUGUUCUAUGUAUGUCACAUCUUACACAAGCAAAAGCAUGAGAACUGUGAUAGAACACUUAAAGUGCUACAUGGACUCUUAAAAAUUUGCAGGCACAUCCCAGAAACUGCAAGUUCCUUCUCCACUCAUUCUAAAGGAAGAAGCAGUAAUUUUUAAUGUCUGAGUGAUGCUCACAUCUGCUGCAGUGAUUAUUAUCUGGGUUUGUCUGUUUUUAAUUUGGGUAUUGGUUCUGAAGUUCUUAAAUUAAACUGGGGAAGUUGAGAUAUACAGAAUCAUUUUGCUUGUACAGACAUCCCUUUGCACCUCUCUUCAUUAUUGCUGCAGUUAAAUCAGGAAGUCUCCAAUUAACCAUUGUUUCCCGUUUUGUCAAACAGUUAAACUUGCUCCCAGCAAGUUACAAAAACAUUGUAAUUCACUUUUAUUUAUUCACCCUGCUAAGAUUUAAAGUAUUUAAAAUAUUUUUGUUAACUUUGUUUGCGUUAAAUACGUAUUCUGUAGUUGACCUCCUUUGUAAUGUUUUAUUUUGAAAUCUUUAAGAUAAUAGUUUAAUUUUCUGUUAAUUAUGUUGGUUUGACUCUAUACUCUGUAUUUGACUUUCUUCAGAUGGCUUUAUUGAUGUUUUAUUGAUGUUUUAAUAUUCUAUAAACCGCUUUGAGAUUUUUCUUAAAAAUAUAAAGUGGUAUAGAAAUGGCUUUUUUAUAAUUUCCAUGCAAAUUUCUUGCUUUACUUACUGCAUCUAAUCUCAUCACAGAAUCCAGAAUUACAAGUGUGGAUGAAAAGAUGCCCACGUUUGUGCAAAAUAGUGAUUCCCUAAGAAAAUCACAGAACUAUACAUCACCGUUAAGUAUCACCUGAAUUCCUUUUCAGUAUCCCUUUGCUGUAUUUCUCUGUGAAAGUAUAUGAUGAGGAGAAGCAAUAAUGGUUUCCUAUAAGCUACACCUAAGAUGAGUUGAAGGACUUGCACUGUAACUUGUCUUAAAAUCUACUUUGCACAUUGGUGCUUUAUGUGACUGGCAUCUAACUGACCACUUAUUGGUUGUUAAUAACUUUUGGAUGUUUGACAUGAAUGUGUUAAAUUUGCUCCUUUCAAGUUUGCUAGGACCAGAUGAAAUUUGGUAGCCCAGUCCUGAAGGUAGUGUGGUUCCGUGUAGUAUUUAUUGGUAUUAUAAUAGAUAGCAUAUUGUCAAGUUGGCUUAAUACAUUCUUCCCUCCCCUUUGCAGUGCUGAUUCCUUUUUGAGAAAUAUGGUCUUGGCAGUAGUGUGCCAAAUAUUGGGGGUUGGUUUGGAAACUGGAAAGGUAUUUAAAAGAAUGCAGGAAGUCCAUUAUGAGCACAACUUUUUUGUAUAUGACUCAGGGAUGACUGAAGAGUUACUUUAUAUUGGUGUUUUAUUGCAUUAGUCAGGAGUCAUCUCCAAAUGGUUAAUGCUUUUCUAGAGACAAUAGAUGCUGUCUACCACAGUGAAAAUAAUGCCAUUACUGAGAGAGUUCCUGAAAUUACUGCACCUAUAGCAUGCUUAUGAGCUUGCAGCACUUUGUGGGGUUUAAAAUUAGUAACUUUAAUAUGAAGUCUCUUUACUUACUGCACUCUUUUUAUGUGAUAUACAAUGGAUUAUAUUUUGUACAGAUUUAUCUGAAACACCAUGAAUAUUCACCAAAGUAUUAUGCAAGGAGCUGGAGAUUGAGGGAAAUGUGUUGUUUUUAUUAUUAUUUAUUUCCGUUGAAACAGCAAAAAAUAUCCUAGUCUUUGGGAAGAACUUGUUUGCUGCCAGUUCAUUUUACUGCACCUUUCCAACACUAUUUUGAACAGACAAGAUCCUCUUUACUUUUCAGGGUUUCCAGAAGGCUCAGCUAUCAUGGUGGGAGAAUCAGAAGAAGAAAUGCUUAUGUGGAAGAACUUCUGUGUGAAGACUAUGAAAGUUCAUUUCUGGACUACAGGGAAGAUUCAUGAUUUUUAAGGGGAAAGCUGUUUGACUGAAUGCAAAAGUUCCCUUCCAUUUAUGAAAAGAACUUGAAUCUAUUGGACCUUUCACGAAUGGAAGCAAGGGAAUUUUCACCAGUUAUGCUUUUCCCUAUGUUAUUCACCAGUACCACCACAUCUGUUCCAGAUGUUCCUUCAACCCUCUGAAGCAGAAUUCAGGAGGGUGCAGGAAUCUCCAGAGGGAAGAGGGAGCUGAGAGCGCCAUGUUCCAUGAUUCUUACCCUAAUUCACUAUCUAACCUAUUGCAGAUAUGUUUUGUCAUAUGAGAGCUGCGUAUCCUUCAAGGAUCUGUUUCUGGAAUUCAGUUAAUGCAGCUGUUUGCAUCUAGGGGCCAAAGUAUUAUCUGUCUUAAGGGAAAGCACUGUUCCUUCUUGAAGGCUUAUCAUUGCUUGAGUGUCAUUUAUGGAAGCAAAUGCUCUUUUUGUUUUCUGCAGGUGUAAUUUCAGCUAUUGCUAUUGUGUUUUGCUUGGCUAAUCAACUCUUAAUGUAGAAAUAAUGUUUUAACAGGCUAUUUAAUGCAUUUAAUUUACUAUUCAGUGAGCUACUCUAGGGAUGAGCAGAGCUUUAUUCCAUUGUUGAAACUGCUAAAUUUGUGAAGAUUUAUAAUGUAAUAUAGUAUGCUUCAAAUGUGUUUUAAUGUAUGUAUCUACGAGUACUUGGCACUUAUAUUGCCUAAUAAACCUUUAUAUAUGUUGUGUGAAUUUUGUUACAUUCCAUUAGCAGAUUAACUUUUAUAGCUCUGUGUUUCCUUUUUGUUAAUAAGCAGCAGCCUUUUUUAGUCACCAACAUCCUAGCGGGGAAGAAAUAUGUUAAGGAUUGCAGCCUUAAUCUUGCAGUCCUAUUUCUUAAAUUUCUAGAAAUGCAGAAAGUAGUGGUCAUGACAGUAGAGAUAGAACUUUCAUCCUACCAUAUCCAUUUCAGUUUUGCAUCCAGCUGCUGCUGCUGCUUUACCAUGUAAGCCCAGGAAGGAAAAAUUUCCCAGCAGAGAAAUGACUAGACAAUGUGGGUGCUGAAUCUUCUGUUUUUAUGUGCGCACAGUCAUUUUUUGCUCCAGCAGAGCUUCCUUACCCAUUUCUACCACAAAGCCAAAUCUGGCACUAGUGGUUAUUAUGAACUACAAAUAGGGAAUUCUUGGAUUCAUUGAUCUUGGUGCCUUAGCUAUCAGUUUCCCCUUGAUAAUACUGAAUAAAUUAUUCUAGCCUAUUUUACACAAAAUACAUUGGACAUUUGAGGAACGCCUUAUAAACAGUAAGCUGUAUUCAAUACAUAAGAGCAUAUAAUGGCACAUACCAGUGCUUUGGGGCAGCAGUAUAUUACAAUGAUAAUAUGGCAGCUUGUCAUCCGAUAUAUCUAUACUUCCAUCAUUUAAGAUGCCUUUCAAAAUUUCUACUGUGGGACUUAGUGAAAUGUGCGUUGACCUGGCAUUCUUUUAGAUAAAAUCCUAGAGACUUUUUCAGACAGGGCUUUGAUGAAAGGUAGCACUAUAUGAUUGCUGUAAUGAAUGUAUUUAUUUACAUGUAAAUGGCUAGUUUCUCCUGCUGUUUGAAAGUUGCACUGCACUCCCA
Messenger RNA from Podarcis lilfordi (Lilford's wall lizard), 25721 nucleotides. The record is from the annotation of a GenBank genome assembly. Lineage: Eukaryota; Metazoa; Chordata; Lepidosauria; Squamata; Lacertidae.